Messenger RNA from Phoenix dactylifera (date palm), 5316 nucleotides. RefSeq names its product P-loop containing nucleoside triphosphate hydrolases superfamily protein. Gene Ontology annotation, molecular function: helicase activity; mRNA binding. Gene Ontology annotation, biological process: mRNA splicing, via spliceosome. NCBI's taxonomy places the organism in Eukaryota, Viridiplantae, Streptophyta, Magnoliopsida, Arecales, Arecaceae. Gene Ontology annotation, cellular component: catalytic step 2 spliceosome. The record is from RefSeq and is a predicted model, not a curated record.
AUGAUUGAAUCGUUACCGCGCCUCCUCCCAUAGUUCUAGGUCGGUUUCCCAGCUGGCGCUCUCGACUCUCGCCUUCGUCCCGCUAGGGUUUAUCGGCGGCUUCCCCCAGUCGCCGUGAGACCCUCUUAAAACCCUAAUCGACCACUUCUCUUGCUCCAAUUCGUACCUCCAAAACCCUCUCAGCCCCUCGAAUUGUUCCCUUCCUUAGCCGGCGGCCAUGCCGAAGGUCUACGGCACCGGCACCUACGACUUCCGCCGACACCGGGUCGCCGAGUACCCCGUCGAGCCCGUCCAGGGGCCGGCGGCGAAGACGCUGCCGGAGAAACCGCCGGAGGGGAACCUCUCGAGUGCCAUCACCCUGCUCGAGAUCCAGCGGGACCGGCUCACCAAGAUCGCCGCGGCCAACUGGCUGAAGACCGGUGGGGCGGACGCCGCGGCCCACAAGUUUGAUCCGGAGUUGGUGAGAGAGAUCUAUGAGACGGAGCUUUUGGUCUCCGGGGACCGGAAGACGGUUCCCCUCCAGAGGGUCAUGAUUCUGGAGGUCAGUCAAUACUUGGAGAACUAUCUGUGGCCUAAUUUCGAUCCCGAGGCUGCUACAUUCGAGCAUAUUAUGUCGAUGAUCCUCAUGGUUAAUGAGAAGUUCCGGGAGAAUGUGGCAGCAUGGAUUUGUUUUCAUGAUAGGAAGGAUUUGUUCAAGGCGUUCCUGUGGAGGGUUCUUUUGCUUAAGGAACAGGGAAGAGCCUUAAGUAUAGCAGAGAAGACAAAUUACUUGCUUUUCAUGAUCAAUGCCUUUCAGAGUUUGGAGGAUGAGGUUGUUAGUGAAACCGUACUGAAGUUAGUAAGUUUACAGAUAUGGCAUAGUCUUUCCUUUGGUAGACUUCAGAUGGAGUUGUGCCUGAAUCCUCAUUUAAUCAAGAAGUGGAAAAAAAUGAUAAAGAAAGAAGCAAAAGAAGCCAAAAAAGGACGGCAGGCAUUUGAUCCUUCAAAGAUGGUUGAAGUGACAUUCCUAAGAAAUCUAAUUGAAGAAUUUUUAGAGAUACUUGAUUCCAAGGUCAUACAACAAAAGCAUGAUGAUGAAGAAACCCAUUUUAACGAUUCAUAUAAUGUGCAAAUUGAUGAUUCUUGUGUCUUAUACUGUGAGAGGUUUAUGGAAUUCCUGAUUGACUUGCUGAGCCAACUGCCUACGAGGAGAUUUUUGAAGCCUGUUGUCGCUGAUGUUGCUGUUGUUGCUAAAUGUCAUUUGAGUGUACUUUACACUCAUGAAAAGGGGCGGCUUUUUGCACAGCUGGUAGACUUGCUACAGUUUUAUGAAGGUUUUGAGAUUGAUGACCAUGUUGGGAUGCAACUGAGUGAUGAUGAUGUUUUGCUGGCUCAUUAUUCCCGUCUUCAAGCUUUUCAACUUUUAGCAUUUAAGCAAGUACCUAAGUUACGAGAUUUUGCACUGUGUAACAUUGGUGCAAUUCAUAAGCGUGCGGAUCUUUCAAAGAAAUUAUCUAUAUUGUCUGCCGAAGAACUACAAGAUUUGGUUUGUAAUAAGCUCAAAUUGGUUUCAGACGAAGAUCCAUGUGCUAAAAGGAUUGUCUUCCUCAUUGAAGUUGUAGUUUCUUACUUCGAGAAAAGACAGUCCCAGAAGGAUGCCAUAAAUGCUCUUCCUCUUUAUCCUAACGAGCAGAUAAUGUGGGAUGAGAGCCUUGUCCCUAGUAUCAACUACUCUGGAGAAGGGUGCCUUGCUCUCCCAAAACUUAACCUCCAAUUUCUGACACUUCAUGAUUAUCUAUUGAGAAAUUUCAAUCUAUUCCGCCUUGAAUCGACAUAUGAAAUACGCGAAGAUAUCCAGGAAGCUGUUCCUCAUCUUCUCGCUUACAUUAAUAAUGAGGGAGAAACUGCUUUCCGUGGGUGGUCAAGAAUGGCUGUGCCAAUCAAGGAGUUUAAGAUUACUGAAGUCAAACAGCCAAACAUCGGAGAAGUCAAGCCUUCAUCUGUGACGGCUGAAGUUACUUUUAGCAUUUCUAGUUAUAGAGCACAUAUAAGAUCAGAAUGGAAUUCCCUUAAAGAACAUGAUGUCUUGUUUUUACUAUCAAUUCGUCCAUCUUUUGAACCCCUUAGUGCAGAGGAAGCUGCCAAGUCCACCGUACCGCAAAGGCUUGGUCUUCAAUGUGUACGUGGCUGUGAAGUAAUUGAGAUCCGAGAUGAGGAAGGAGUACUUAUGAAUGAUUUCACUGGGAGAAUCAAAAGAGAUGAGUGGAAACCACCUAAAGGUGAACUUCGUACAGUUACCGUUGCUCUAGAUACAGCACAGUAUCACAUGGAUGUUACUGAUAUAGCUGAAAAAGGCAAAGAGGAUGCAUAUGGGACAUUUAACAUUUUAAUGAGAAGAAAACCUAAAGAGAAUAAUUUCAAAGCAAUUUUAGAAUCCAUACGAGACCUUAUGAAUGAAUCAUGUAUCGUUCCUGAUUGGCUGCAUAAUAUAUUUUUGGGUUAUGGAAACCCCUCUGCUGCACAGUGGACAAACAUGCCUGACCUCCUGGAAGUAGUGGAUUUCAAAGACACAUUUCUUGAUGCAAACCAUUUGCGAGACAGCUUCCCAGAUUUGCAGGUUUGCUUUGUUAAUCCAGAUGGUACAGAGGACUUGAAUUCGCGUCCUCCCUUCCAGGUUAAGCUUCCCAAAACAAUGAAGGGCAAAAAUCAUGCUCUUCCUGGCAAUAAGAAGUCCAGUAAUAUGACUAGCUUGAAUGAUGAGAAUAUGGUGGGUCAAGGUUCUGAGAAGGAAAAGAUUUUUGUUGAGGCAUAUGUUCCUGCUGAUCCUGGGCCUUAUCCCCAAGAUCAACCAAAGCAAAAUUCAGUUCGAUUUACACCCACUCAGAUUGGAGCAAUUAUUUCGGGUAUCCAGCCUGGCUUGACAAUGGUUGUUGGUCCGCCUGGUACAGGAAAGACAGAUACAGCUGUCCAAAUUUUGAAUGUUCUUUAUCAUAAUUGCCCUUCACAAAGAACAUUAAUUAUCACCCAUUCCAAUCAGGCUUUGAAUGAUCUUUUCGAGAAAAUAAUGCAGAGGGAUGUACCUGCUAGAUACCUCCUUCGGCUGGGUCAAGGUGAGCAAGAACUAGCAACAGAUCUUGACUUUAGUCGUCAAGGUCGUGUAAAUGCUAUGCUUGUACGGCGACUAGAACUGCUCAGUGAGGUAGAGAGACUUGCAAGAUCCCUUCAGCUGCCAGAAGAUGUAGGCUAUACUUGUGAAACUGCUGGAUAUUUUUGGUUGCUGCAUGUGUACUCACGCUGGGAGCAGUUUCUAGCUGCUUGUGCCCAGAAUCAAGACAAACCAUCAUUUGUUAAAGAUCGUUUCCCAUUUCUGGAGUUCUUCUCCAAUGCUCCCCAGCCUGUGUUUACUGGUGAAUCCUUUGAGAAAGACAUGCGAGCAGCAAAGGGGUGUUUCCGUCAUCUGUCAACAAUGUUCCAAGAGAUGGAAGAAUGCAGAGCUUUUGAGUUGCUAAAGUCAACUGCUGAUAGAGCAAAUUAUCUGAUGACUAAACAGGCUAAGAUUGUGGCCAUGACUUGUACCCAUGCGGCUUUGAAGAGAAAGGAUUUUCUUCAGUUGGGCUUCAAGUAUGACAACUUGCUGAUGGAAGAAAGUGCCCAGAUAUUAGAGAUCGAAACAUUUAUUCCAAUGUUGCUUCAAAGGCAGGAAGAUGGUUAUGCUCGCCUUAAACGCUGUAUAUUGAUCGGCGAUCAUCAUCAGUUGCCUCCGGUUGUUAAAAAUAUGGCCUUCCAAAAGUAUAGCCAUAUGGAUCAAAGUCUUUUCACCAGAUUCGUUCGUCUAGGCGUCCCUUAUAUUGAGCUUAACGCUCAGGGUCGAGCUCGACCAAGUAUAGCAAAACUUUACAACUGGAGAUACAGAGAUCUUGGUGACCUUCCUUAUGUUCGUGAUGAGGCUAUCUUUCAUAAAGCUAAUGCUGGAUUCUCUUACGAAUACCAGUUGAUAGAUGUUCCUGAUUACCUAGGGAAAGGUGAAACUACUCCUUCUCCCUGGUUCUAUCAGAAUGAAGGGGAAGCGGAGUAUAUUGUCAGUGUUUAUAUGUAUAUGCGCUUGCUUGGAUACCCAGCUAGUAAGAUUUCUAUUUUGACCACUUACAAUGGCCAAAAACUUCUGAUCCGUGAUGUAGUCCAAAGACGAUGCACAGCAUGUGGAAUUGGUCCACCUAGCAAGGUUACAACAGUUGAUAAAUUUCAAGGUCAGCAGAAUGAAUUCAUUUUAUUAUCUCUUGUCCGCACACGAUUUGUGGGCCACCUACGUGAUGUUAGGAGAUUGGUUGUUGCAAUGUCUCGAGCACGAUUGGGGCUGUAUAUAUUCUGUCGUCGUUCUUUGUUCGAACAGUGCUAUGAAUUGCAGCCAACUUUUCAACUUUUGCUUCAAAGGCCUGAUCAGCUUGCCUUGAAUUUUGAUGAGAACACACCAUACACAGAGCGGCUAGUUGGAGACACUGGGAGGAUCCAUUUUGUAGGUGGCAUCCAGGAGAUGGAGAGCUUGGUUAAUUUCAAGAUCCAUCAGCUCUACCAGGCACAAAUGUUGAGUCAUUAUGCUGCAUACCAAGAAUCGGUCCCUCACGCAAAUGGACCUCCAGCUUCGCCCUCUGAGAGCCAUGUUGAGGAUACUGAUAUGCCCAUUGGACAUGGUGAAAAUGAGAAUGGAUCACUUGAAAAUGGUGCAGCAGAUGAGAAUAAGAUGGAAGAAUGAAUGGAUGAAAUCAGUCCUAUAUGGUUGAUCAAACCUGUAUGAGGGAUUUUGCCAGUGGACAUACAUCCUUGUCAGGUUAUGCAGUAUCCCAGGCAACCCUGUUGCUUGAAAGACAUGAGUGAAAGAUCAACCCAAUCAGUAGAUUUACACAAUUUAUCCUGUGUCCUGCCCUUUACUGGGAGUUGCCUGGAAUGUCGUUAUAUUAAGGGAGUCAUGACUGUAUGGCAUAUACCAACUAAUGUACAAAUUUCUUGUAUUACCUGAAGGCCUCUUGAGUAGUACAAGAGAAAGCAGGAUGGCCAACAACUUGAUGUGACUAGUAUCCUUUUGUACCCGGAGCCGAAGCUUGAAUGAGGAGUUCUAUAACAAAGAACCUGCUGUACUUGUAUCUGCCUUGGCUUGCUUUUGCAAUUCAUAACUAAGACGGUCUCUGUAUUUGACAUUCAAAAUUUCUAAGAUCUUGUAACAUAAGAUGCAAGCUACUCUUCAUACCAGAAGAAAGGAGGUUCAUCUUGUAGUCCUAGUCGCAUGCUUUAUUCCUUUUCAUUAUCAAGCUGAAAUAGAUUGUUUCUAAGAUAUUUUUUGUA